This is a messenger RNA of Pseudozyma hubeiensis SY62, 5466 nucleotides long. RefSeq lists its product as hypothetical. The transcript has a single exon. Gene Ontology annotation, cellular component: Atg1/ULK1 kinase complex; phagophore assembly site membrane; extrinsic component of membrane. Gene Ontology annotation, molecular function: protein kinase binding; molecular adaptor activity. Gene Ontology annotation, biological process: autophagy of mitochondrion; piecemeal microautophagy of the nucleus; reticulophagy. The coding region runs from base 1 to 5466 and encodes 1821 amino acids. The record is from RefSeq and is a predicted model, not a curated record. Lineage: Eukaryota; Fungi; Basidiomycota; Ustilaginomycetes; Ustilaginales; Ustilaginaceae.
AUGAAGGUCAUUCGAGCAUAUGAUGGUCGCUCCAUCAUCGUCAAUCAGCCUCUCUCGCAGUUUGCUUCGCUCGAUGAUCUCCUCGACUGCCUGUCACUUGCCACAGAGAUUCCGUCUGAUGCCAUCAUCUGCAUGACAUCCGAUGGAAGCCAGCUCAAGCAAGAAGUGCUCGAUCGCAUCAUCCAACAAACCGCAACUUUCCCAUCAGAGUCCUCCACCACAGCCGUCGCAAGAUCGAAUCCUUCUGCUUCGACACAUCAAGAUGCAGCGAAUCAGUCUCAGGAGUUCUUCGUCUACAACCGAGAGUUCCUGUAUACCGACCCAACAGAGCUCGCCGCCGAGCUCGCAGAGCACGCCAGCCUCGAGCCUGCUCCAGCAAUAUUUGAUGCCGAGCUCUCCUUUCCACCCACGCCUAAGACGCUCGAAGCGCUCGUCAGCUGGUCAGGCGAGAUCGCUGCGCUUGUCGCUACUCACCAGCAGACGUGCCAAGACCUGCUCGAGCGCAUCACACUCAUCGCUCGAAGCCUUCAAGUUGCGCUCGCCAAUCUUCGAGAUCAUGCCGACAACAUCGAGAAGGGCGCCAAUGCGCUCAUCGAAGAUGUCGCACAGAAGGAGCUCAAGAGAAUGGAGAGCUUGCUGCAAGGGUACGAGCGUGAUCUGCGCAUCCUCGCCAUGGUUUCCAUCCACCCGCGCCUUCAAUCGACGAGCGCACAGAUGGCCAAUGCAGCCGCUGCAACGUCGUCUUCUACUACUACUACACAGAACGGCAACGGUAGCGGCCCAUCUGCUGCAGCGAAGCCGAAGCACCGCACACUCGGCGACUACAUCAGCAAAUCAAAGAUGAGCGCCGUCGCGGAUGCCUGCAAUCGUGUCUAUACAGAGCUUCGCGAACGCAUCGUCCGCAUCGAGACGGAGCUUUCGCUUGUUCGAAACGAUACCCAGGGUCUGUCGGACGAGGUCGAGUCGACAACUCCGGAAGUAGCCGACGAGACGUACCAGCGCGUCGUCGAAGCACAAGCACGCACCCAGCAACUACAUGCUUUCGUCAACUCGACUUGCUCGCCAGACCCUCAAGGCUGGCCUGUGGCCGACAAGAUCAACCAAGAAACCUUUGAUGAGAUCGUCCGAAGCUCCGAUGAGCUGCUGCUAUUGGAUGAAGUGGUGCGCGAAGGUGUACAGCGCCUCACACAAGAUCGCAAUGAUAUUCUGGAGCGCAGCUUACACCUGCUCAUCGAUAUCUCGGCGAUCCAGUCCGAGUUCACCGAGACCGGCUCGUUGCUGGCUGCCGUUGACGCAGAUCUGCAUUCCAACAAGCUCGACGGUUUCAAGCAUCUGCACCGGCUCAAAAACAUGCUUUGGGCCUACGGCGCUACCGUCGUCGAAGUGGUGCGCCGUCGUGAGUUUGCAAAGCACUUUUUGGGCAAGUCGCAGUCGCUCGCCGAGCUCAUGGCGAAAGUUUCGGCAUCCGAAUGGAAGCGCAGACAGUUCUACCGCAGCGACGUCUCCUCGCUCUUGCCCUGGGAGGUCAAAGGCAUGGACGACAAACCACCCAGUCUUGAGAUUACAACACCGCGCGUCAGCAGCGAAGCCAUGGCUGACCUUGGUCUUGCCGAUCUGCAAUCGCUGUACGAGCUACUCGACCAGGUCGAUCAACGGCUACGGGAAGAGUCGGACGGCACGGACAGUGCAGCCAGCCCGAUACCAGAGGUCAAGAUGGCACUGCAGGCUCUCGCCGCAGCAUUGCAAGAUCUGGACGAUGAGUUCAUCCAUCUCGUCAACAACCAGCUUCUGAAUCAGCGAGACGAAGAGGAGGCGUCGGACGAGGAUGCUCACGAAAGCGGGUCCGACACGUCCAUCCGGGCACGGCAAAGGUUGCGACGUCGUCAGCGCCUCACCGCAUCGAUUGCAGCGGCCAACGAUCAAGAGCUUACGCAGCUUCGACAGGAGCUCGCAGAAGCAAGGUCGUCGAACGAACAAGCAGAGCGGGCGCUCAAAGCUGAUCACGCGACCCGGAUGUCGGGGCUCAGAUCCGAGGUGGAGACGCUCAAACGACAGGUAGAGUCCGGCAAAGCAGAUGUGGCCAAGCUCGAAGCCGAGAAGCGGGAAUCCGAAGGUCGCAUUGAUACGCUGCGUGCGGAUCUCGAGCUCGAGCGUGAACGCCGUCUCAAUAUGGUCGACGAGGUCAACCAGCUUCGACGAGAUCUGGAGCAGAGUCACCGUGUCGAAGCGGAAGCAAAGCAAGAGGCCGUCGAGGAAGCCGACCGAGUCGCCGAGCUCGAGGCGCAGGCUCACGAGCUGCAUCUUGAGCUCGAAGAAGCCAAGAGCGCGCGUAUCGAUGCCAGCAACCGCAUAGAGGCGCUGCUCAGCGAAGGUUCCAGCUUCGAAGGCGAGCUGCGAACCGCUCAGGCUCGCAUCGAUGAACUCACCGAGCAGCUGUCCAAUGCGCACGCCGAAGCAGCCAAAGCCAGAGAGGCAGCAGCAGAGGUCGAGGCUGUCAAAGAACGACAGAUCCGGUCCUACCGUGCCGAGGCAGACGGCGACCGUGCUAUCCUGGAGGAAAAGGUGCGGGCACUGAAAGCAGAUCUGGACGCCAAAGCCAAGCUGCUGGAGAAGCAGGCCACGAUCGCAACGCGAGCCGAGCAGAGCCGCGUACCGGAUCGAGAAGCCAUCGAACUGCUGAGAGGUCAGCUGCGAGCCGCUGAUGUGGCACACGAGGAGAUCGUCAAGGAGAUGGACCAUGCCAAGGGACUUGCCGACGAGGCAGAGGCGGCACGACGCGAGGUGGAGGCCAGUCGACAGCUGCUUCUUGAACGCACUCGAGGUCUUCUCGCCAAGGCGAGCCUAUUGAGAAAGGCGGUGCGCGAAAUGCCCAAGCACACCUCGUCACGUCAAGCAUCGUCUUCCGACGCAGCUCAGCCGACCGACAAGAAUGGCACAAACGCUGCCUCAUCUGCUGCGCUGCCAUCAUCGUCAGGUGCAGCCAUCGCGGCUCAACGCGCCAUUGCCGCAUCGACAGGUAGCCUCUCUGUGUCUGAACUAUCCGAGUCGCAGCGCCAAGCAGCGCUGGAUGCUUUUGAUACCGAGGCUGACCGUGCCAGUGUCGAGACGACCCUCGAGGCGCUGCGCGCAUUUGAUGUGUCCGAGAUGUACGAUGAAGUCAAGGGCAAGCUCGAUACGCUCAAUGUCGUUGUACGCAAAUGGCAAAAGGCCUGGAAGUCGGCCAACGACAAGGCCACCAAGGCCAAUCACGCUGCCAGGGAAAAGAUUGCCUUCAAGAACUUCCAGGUUGGCGACUUAGCACUGUUCCUGCCCACGCGCAGCUCGAACUUGACGUCCAAGCCUUGGGCGGCAUUCAACAUCAGCUUCCCGCACUUUUUCCUCAAUGCACAAGGUCCUCUGGCCGAUCAUCUGCGCACCAAGGAGUGGAUUGUUGCACGCAUCACUAGCAUCAACAACAAGGUCGUACCCACGGCUGACAAGACCGAGGCAGGAGCAGCAGGCAAGCAGGAAGAAGAUGCAAAUCCUUUCAGACUGCCUGAAGGUGUUCGAUUCUUCAUGUUGGAUGUGGAGACGUAUGGGGGUCAUAGCUCAGCGCCGCCGGCAUUGCGAAGUCGCAAGAGCUCAUCGGCGGCGAUGGUUGGAGGUCAGAGCUCCGUCGAUGCCGAUCCUUCCCACGGUCGGUCGCUGGACCGCAAAGAGUCGCCGAGCCAUCCCCGAAGCCGAAGCGAAGGUGCCGUCGCCAGUCUUACAGGUCUUGUCGAAGAGAGCAAGGCUGCUACGGCAGAGGAAAGCCAGCGUCCUGCGAGACAGCAUUUGCAAGCAGAGGCUGAGGCGGACGAGAGUAUCAUGACCAAGGCUCUGGAGGAUGUGUCCGUCGUUCAGGACGACGAUGCCGCCGGAAUGACGAGCGGCUUCUCGCUGCGGUCUGACAAAAUCGACGUUCCUGAACAGUCGACGCCGCCGAUGCAGACCCCAGACACGUCCCCACGCAUCGGAUCGGCCGCGACACUACCCGCUCAGACUCCUCUCGAUGGACAGGAGAAGGAACAGACGCAAAGUGACGAUCACUCAUCAGAGCCACGCUCUGCCACGUCGGCCUCUGCUCUGACGCGUGCUAUACGGAGCACGUCGCCCAGCUCCUCCUUCCGGCCAGAGGGCGGGCUCAGUGCCGGAGGCGCUGGACGCUGGAGAGCGGGAUCGUCGGCUUCAUCCAGCGCAGCACAGUGGCCCUCGCGCAACAUUACUGGUAUCGCAGAGGAGGCAGACUCACGCCAGCGCGAAGGCAAUGACGGAGACGGUUCAAGUGCGACGGGCUCCACGAGCCAUCGGUCGACGCUGAUCGAGCACGCGACCAUGGCGCCGGCUUUCGGUCGAACGCCCAACAAGCGACGCUUCGAAGCUGCAGGACGCACGCAGAACGGCUCUCCGUCAAGCCGGUCUGUCGUCGGUCGACGUCACGGAGAAAGCGGCAGUCCCGACGGUGAGCCUCUUGAUGGCCGCAGUGCCACAUCCGCUCCUGCUUCGCAAAGUCGGUCGGAGGGGAUCGCGAUCCGCACAAUCCGAACAGCGCACUCGGAUCUCUCGGAUACGGCUGUGUCGAAUCCAUUCUCGCAGUCUCCGGGGCCAGCGUCGCUGCCGUUUGAUCGAGACGGAUUGGGCACGUUGGGACGCGGUCAGACGCGACGCAAGUCGAGUCUGUACAUCAGCACGUCUGCAUCUACGGAGAGCGAGAUGGCACGUCCGGAGGCCCCGAAAGUGCAGCGGUGGCCGAGCGAUGCGGUGUCCAAGGCUUCUCAGCGUACAGCGUCGUCGGCGUCGGGUGCUUCGGUGUCGAAUCAGCCUAGUGGGGGAAUUCGUAUCAAUGGACGGAGCAUCGUCGUGGAUCCAUCGGUGCUGUCGGGCGCGCAUCGCAGACAGACGUCUUCGUCUUCUGUAGCGACAACAGCGGUCACGGCGGCGCAUGCGGUUCCAGGUGCGUUCCCGUCUUCGUUCUCCUCUUCUGGCUCGCUCGCUGGUCCAGCUUCGCCGUCUGUGGGACCCGGUGCAAGCGAAGAGGCGGGACCCUCGUCUGCGACGGUGCGUCAAACUUGGCGAUCGCCUAGCUUCAGCGGCGCAACAUCUUCGAGUCGACCCGCGCUUGCUGGCACGCAGAAGCCGUCAUUCUUGAGCCAGACGCUGGGCCGGUUCACUGGAGCAGCGGCACAAGCGGUUCAAAGCCCUCCCUUUGCACCAAUCGGUGGCGAGAGUGAGAGCGCAAGGAGACGUCAGCCUUCGCGCCCUUCGUUGUUUCAAGCGAUCGGCCAGGAAAGCACAGGUGCGGACACGGUCGGUGGAACAUCGCAGCAGGUGCACAGGGGUACACCCGAGUCGAUCGUCUCUGGUGUGUCGGGUUUUUCGAAUGUGUCUGGGAACAGCGCCGAGGGGAUGCUGAAGCGGCUGAAGGAUCAACCGGGAUCGCAGCGCUAG